Molecule: messenger RNA, 1640 nt
Organism: Beta vulgaris subsp. vulgaris (sugar beet)
Lineage: Eukaryota; Viridiplantae; Streptophyta; Magnoliopsida; Caryophyllales; Amaranthaceae
Product: serine/threonine-protein kinase STY13
Exons: 6
Coding region: 257-1369 (370 amino acids)
Biological process (GO): protein phosphorylation
Cellular component (GO): plasma membrane
Molecular function (GO): protein kinase activity; ATP binding
Source: RefSeq, a predicted model, not a curated record
ACUCUGCCUGUUUGGCAGUUGGCUAUAUCCCCUCAGGCCUCAGCUGAACUUCUGCUAUUACCACCACUUUUAAGUUUCAUUGAAUUUACACCAAAAAUAAUUUCUCAAAAUUGUAAACAUCGAAGCCGUGAUCUCAGCAGCUUUAAUCUUCCACCUUUCUAACUUUCACCAAAAGCAAAUACACACUCACACUCAUAAACACACCCAAGCAUACACCCCGCAAACAAACCUACAGAACUCAACAAAGAUAAGAGAUAUGAAGGACAACAAUGAUGGGUAUGUAAGAGCUGAUCAAAUAGAUCUGAAGAGCUUAGACGAGCAGCUUCAGAGACAUCUCAAUAAAGCAUUGACGUUAGAGAGAAAAAGGAAAGAAGAAGAAGACGAACAACAAGAACUAAGAGAAAGAGGUAGAAGCAGUAAUAGUAGAGCUGAGUGGGAAAUUGAUCCUUCUUUACUCCUUGUUAAGUCUGUCAUUGCUCGUGGCACCUUCGGUACAGUUCAUCGUGGUGUUUAUGAUGGCCAAGAUGUUGCAGUUAAACUUCUUGAUUGGGGAGAAGAGGGUCAUCGGUCUGAGGCUGAGCUUUCGCAGUUAAGAUCAGCUUUUGCUCAAGAAGUUGCAGUAUGGCACAAACUGGAACACCCAAACGUGACUAAGUUUAUAGGAGCUACAAUGGGUUCCUCUGACUUGACUAUCCAAACUGAAAAUGGUCACAUUGGCAUGCCAAGAAAUGUUUGUUGUGUUGUCGUUGAGUAUCUUCCUGGAGGUGCGUUAAAAAAUUUCCUCAUAAAGAACCGGAGAAGGAAGCUAGCUUUCAAAGUAGUAGUCCAGUUAUCACUUGAUCUUGCACGGGGGUUGAGCUAUCUCCAUACCAUGAAAAUUGUCCACAGAGAUGUCAAGACAGAAAACAUGCUUUUGGAUAAGCAACGAAAUCUCAAAAUAGCAGACUUUGGCGUUGCUCGGGUCGAAGCUUCAAAUCCUCAUGACAUGACUGGGGAAACUGGAACACUUGGCUAUAUGGCUCCUGAGGUUCUCAAUGGUCAUGCAUAUAAUAGGAAAUGUGACGUGUACAGCUUUGGCAUAUGCUUAUGGGAGAUUUACUGCUGUGAGAUGCCAUAUCCGGAUCUGAGUUUCUCUGAAGUGACAUCGGCUGUUGUCCGACAGAAUCUGAGGCCAGAGAUACCCAGAUGCUGCCCCAGCUCUCUAGCUCAUGUAAUGAAGCGAUGCUGGGAUGCAAAUCCAGACAAGAGACCAGAGAUGGAUGAGGUGGUGACACUGCUAGAGGCUAUCGAUACUACCAAAGGCGGUGGUAUGAUCCCUAUCGACCAACAACAGGGAUGUCUUUGCUUCCGUAGUAACAGAGGACCUUAAACUAGGCGCCUGUUUUGGAUAAUGCAUAGAUAUCUUUUGUUGGACUGGAUUGACAUCAUAUGAUAUCCUGACUUGAAAACCAGGAAAGACUCCCUUAGACAUUUCUGUUAGAUUAGUAACUAGUGUAAAGGUAAUUUUUCAUCCAGUCUGCCUGUUGUGGUUGUACAACCAUCUUUUCUGUAAGAUGAUAAGUUACAAGAUAAAAUAAAUUUGGGCUCUUUGUGUAGAUAAUAGAUCAUUAUAAAAGAUUGGAAUCUUAGUUUAAUUCAAA